AACCUUCCUGCUGUGUCUGCGGCUCUCCGUCGGAACGCUUUCAUCGGGACAACGGGGGUCAACUUCGAAGCAGCCGUUGAAGCUGAACCCGUGAGGAAGAUGAGCACCAAACAGGUGACUUGCAGGUAUUUCCUCCAUGGCGUCUGCAGGGAGGGCAGCCGCUGUCUGUUCUCUCACGACCCGAGCAGCAGCAAACCCUCCACCAUCUGCAAGUUCUACCAGAGAGGAGUCUGCGCCUAUGGAGAGCGCUGCAGGUACGAUCACAUCAGACCUUCGUUCAGAGCAGGAGGGGGAGGAGCUUCAGAGGAUGCAGCAGGUGGAGGCGGAGCUGGAGGCCGAGCGGGAAGGGGUGGGCCCAGGAAGACUCUGGUCCUGAGAGACAGAGUUCUGGGUUCUGACAGUGUGUUCGGAGGUCCGGCCGACGCUGUGGGGUCGGAGGUCACAGCGGCCGCAGCAGCUCCUCAGUCGUAUGUGGACGCCAUCCGGACAGGACUGGACGCUGCAGCACCAGAACCAGUAGCUCCUCCCCCAACAGGUGGGGCUUAUCAGGACCUCCCCCAGCUGUGUCCAUAUGCAGCUGCUGGACACUGUUACUAUGACGACAGCUGUCCAUAUCUCCAUGGCGACCUGUGUGAGGUGUGCGGACUGCAGGUGCUCCACCCCCACGACCCUGAGCAGAGGAGGAUGCACGAGAAGAUCUGUCUGCUGGCCUUCGAGGCCGACAUGGAGAAGGCGUUUGCAGCUCAGCUCAGCCAGGACAAGGUGUGUUCCAUCUGUAUGGAGGUGGUGGUGCAGAAGGCAAACCUGUCCGACCGCAGGUUCGGUAUCCUGUCCUCCUGCUGUCACACCUUCUGUCUGGCCUGCAUCCGACAGUGGCGCUGCACCAGAAACUUCUGCAACAAGAUCAUCAAGUCGUGUCCAGAGUGUCGAGUUGUCUCCGAGUUCGUCAUCCCGUCGGUGUACUGGGUGGAGGACCAGGAGGAGAAGGACCAGCUGAUCGACCUCUUCAAGUGUGGAGUCAGUAAAAAGGCCUGCAAGUACUUCGACCAGGGCCGGGGCUCGUGUCCGUUUGGAGCCAAGUGUUUGUACCUUCACGCCUUCCCAGACGGAACCAGAGCAGAACCCGACAAGCCGCGGAAACAGCUGAGCUCCGAGGGGAACGUCCGGUUCAUGAACAGCGUCCGGCUCUGGGACUUCAUCGAGGAGCGCGAGCAGCGGUCGGUCCCGCCCCUGCCGUCCCUUGAUGAUGACAUCACAGAGCUCCGGGAGCUCUUCAUGCAGAUGUCGGGGCCGAGCCACGACGACACAGAGGCCCCGCCCACCUCCGACCAGUAGAGACCGGACUGUCUGGUCUCCACAGUGACGGCGGGACUCGACGCCACAUUAAAGCCUCAUUACAUCAUGUGAUCACUCUGUUGUGUAGAAUCCAUCCUGUUUGGUGACGGACUCCAGAUGUUAGCGGCUUUUAUUUAUUGUGUGUGAAGUAAAACAGAGUCAGAGUGAAACAACUCCACCAGACUCCCUGUAAUAAACCUCACAGAUACCACGCCUGCUCUUUGUGCUGAUGCCUGAUUGAGUCGUGUACAGCUCAGGUUCUGGAGCAUAGAGCGGGUUCAGAGGAAGUUCCCUGCUGGACCAGCAGCCAAUCAGAAGCCUUGCAUGAGCAGUGACCCUAACCCAGACCAAUGAGGUUUGAGAUGUGUGCAGCCGUUAUUCUGAUGAACCUGGAGCCCAGACAUGUGACUGGGUCGACUGGGUCGACUGGUCAGAAUGAGGUUAUGAAGCUACGACUGGUCACAGAUUGAGAUUUACACUAAACUGCAGUCUGAACAACAAGCAGGAUGAUUAAAGCGGAGGAUGUAGAACACCGACGGUUCUGUGUGACUGGACCUCUAAAGGUGCCACAGAUCGUCUAGUGACCAAUCAGAACAGAGCUGGUGUGUUCUGGAGUGGCGGGUGAUCAUCUUGAGGUGUUGGGUUGAAGGUUUUACUGGAGACUUCAACAUAAACCGACCUGACACAGAAACUCUGGUUCUGGUUCUGGUUCAGUCACAACUUGGAUCCAAACUGCUGCUGGAGGUAAAUCAGAGACAGAACCUUGGUGCUGGUAUUCCUGAAUCCUUAUCAAUAACACAUUCACAGAUGUUUGUACAAAUCUGAAAACCUCCAGAACCAGAACCAUCCUCCUGGAACAUCUGAUCUGUGGCUGGGUUCAGCUUCUGGGUUCAGGUUCUUUGGUUCCUCUUCAUCUGUUAAACACAACCGGAGGCAGCAGGUCAUUGUUGGACAUCAGAACCAGUUCUAUCCCCUACCUGGUAAAAUAACGUUUCUCAAGUGGAAGCUGACUUGGUGCCUGAGUUCCUGUUUCACAGCGAGAUCCAAAGUAUCUAUCCAAACCGACAAAGUUCUGCUGUUCUGGGCUCAUUUCAGAACCACAGCUGGACUCAGUUUAGUUUGACUGAUCACAGUUUUAAUUAUAGUCUUUAUAAAGGAUGAGUUUUAAUGUGUGUGAGAGGAGAUGCUGUUCCACUGAGGAGUAAUCUGACUACUGUGAGCUGUUCGACCUGCUGAGCGUCAGGAUUCCUCGUCACUGCUUCAGCAUCCUUCAGCUCUCGUUGUUUGUUUUUGCUUUAAAAUUCAUCUUCAUAUAGAAAAUGUUCUGGUUCUGAACUUCUGACGUGUGUUUCAGCCUCACUGUUGAAACUGAUGAUGACCCAAAGAAGCUCAAAGAAACAGAAAUCAGAUUCAGAUUCAGAUAAAUCUAUGAGUUUUAUUAUCUGUGUAUGAAUAAAUUGUGUGUUUUACAGCG
This is a messenger RNA of Stegastes partitus (bicolor damselfish), 2809 nucleotides long. It is a transcript of the gene mkrn2, whose product is annotated as makorin, ring finger protein, 2. Gene Ontology annotation, biological process: protein polyubiquitination. Gene Ontology annotation, molecular function: metal ion binding; ubiquitin protein ligase activity. The coding region runs from base 100 to 1335 and encodes 411 amino acids. The record is from RefSeq and is a predicted model, not a curated record. Lineage: Eukaryota; Metazoa; Chordata; Actinopteri; Pomacentridae. The transcript is spliced from 10 exons.